Molecule: messenger RNA, 3456 nt
Organism: Vitrella brassicaformis
Lineage: Eukaryota; Vitrellaceae
Source: the annotation of a GenBank genome assembly
AGCGCUUGUGUGUCCAUGUAUGGGCUCGUGUUUCAUUGCAGUGAUCAGGUCUUGAUCGCACACCCGCAUCGGUUUCACGACUCAUUACAACACGCACAGUCACACGAAACGUGCAAAGUGUCGAUCGAUAAACUCAUAUUGUAUACGUUUUCUACUCGCUGCCCUCCCACUGACCUGCAUGGAUGAGCUCAAUGCACCUCAGUCUCUCUGGGUGAGCUCACGUAUACCAGUGCUGCUGCUGCACCAAGAAGGGAGGCGGACGUGGGAACGCAACAUACUGCGGAGACAUGACGACCGGAGGACUGCGCAUCGUACACGGCUGUGGCUGGAGGCGAGGUCCGGGGCCGGUCCAACCAUAGUCCGAUGCCGAGCGUCCGAUCGCCACAUUGACCUCGUUGCCGCCUCUGACGUCUCCCAGGGAGGAGCAGCUGGCAUUGUUGCCAACCGUUGUGUUGCGGACCAUAUCCGUCGAUGUGGCGGGAGGGGGAACGUCAUCGCUCUGUGUCGUCAUCGUCAUGCUGUCGACCAUAUGCUUCGUCUUGUGCACCCUGUUUGGGUCGACAGCCGGGGAAGCCGCCGGGGUCGGCGGUGGUACGUUCAAAUUGAGCCCUGUGUAUGUGGACAGCCCUGGCAAACACACAUCACAUCAAAGACACCUCUGGUCCACAAACAGAUGUCGAUCGACCAGUGAGUGUAUCAUUUGUGACGUACGCUGGGUUAAGUCGGAAACGAAUCCAGAGUUUUUGCAAAUGUCGGGGUAGCGACUGACGAGCCCAGCAGCCUCCGCCUCUAGCUUCUCCAACUCAUGGACCAAUGUGAGCUUCCUUAUCUGCGUGAGACACACUCGGACACGAAGCUCAAGUAAGUGUUCUGUUCGGCUCGGCUUUAUUCGGCUACGUAGUGCUCAUUGGUCUGCAGUCUCUGUCUCUUUGUAAUCUCGGCUGUGGUCUGCAAUCAUCAUGGGGAGGGACCACAUGCAUAAGCGAUGCACAUGGCAUGGCGCCUGUGUGCUGGUCAAUCCACCCACUCACUCACUCUUCGUUGGACUUCCUCCUGUGACGCAGCAACCAGCUCCUGUAAUCAAAGACAAUAAGCGCAUUCUUAGAACUGAAGCUUCAGUUGAGGGGCUGUCUCUGACCUCCACGAUCUGUCGCUGGGCCGCCUCUGGCAAACCGUCGCAAGUCACGUCGCCCGCAUCGCCUGAGCCCUGUUUGCACAUCACGUCACACAGCGAUGACGGGAUUGGAUCAGACACGGCAGUGAGUCUGAGACGAGUUUACCAUCAGCGCGGCAAUUUGCUUCUUAAGAUACUCAGAGCCCUCACCCUUCUGAACACAUAGAUCCAUACACACAUACAGAUCCAAACAUGAAGGAGUCAGCCUGUCUGCCUGCCUGGGCUGACCUGGAGCCAGACAACAAUACCCUGUGUCUCUUCUGCCUGGAUCUGCCGGAACAGCCUCUCGUAGGACUUCCGGAACCGCCGCCCGUCCUUGUUCUCCCCCCUGGCCACAGCUGUCAGCUGCUGGACGAGCUGCUGCUGCUGCUUCGCGAGCCGCACGCACUUGACCUCAGCCUGAUUGAGCAUGGAACCGUUUGACGUCUCUACUUCGGUCGAACAACAAGCCACUUCACCUGUCUCCGCCUGUAGGUCUCCCUCCCUGCGCAUCCAUUGAUCUUCGGAUAAAAGGUGCAUUCUUGCAUUUCUUCGUCCUCCCUGCGCAGCCUCAAGGCCUCUCCCAGCUCCACGCGCUGUCGCCGCCGCUCCAAAUACUGAUCGAUGCAGGCAAGGAGAUGUGGUGGCCGCUAGGAAAAAGGCUUCACGGGUGAUCUAGUCGUUGCUCGACUCACCUCCUUAUCCCUCUCCUCGCGAGACCUACUCGCUGACCGAUGUGAGAUGGGGGCACAGUGCCUUACGCCUUUUUGGGCAUUGUCCUUCUCCAUCUCGUGUCUCGCUUUCAGUUCCUGUCUGCAGGUCAAGAAGAUCAAUCCACAACAGCAGACAGGUCAAGAAGACUAAUCCACAACAAAGCCAACUCAAAAGCAGCAAGUACAUGCUGAACGCGUGUGACGUCGGCUCACCGUCUACGCUGUCGAUUUGAGUAGUCGUCAUACAGCCGUUUCAACGUCUCUGAUGAUGGCCGCGCUGCGUGUGGUCUCCCCUGCCUGUCAUGCUUGGACGAGAGCACUGCAGUUUCGCCUGAGGGUGACACAUCGCGAGCAUGGAUGUGAUCAAUGGCUGGGUGUCUCAACUCACACUCAGUCUUCCUUGCAUCAGAGUCACGUUCCUUGUCAUUGCAAGAAGGAGACCGGCUGCACAUACGUACACAAACCGACGCUUUGCAGGUGCUUGAAUGCCAGCUCUGCAGCAAGAAAGGAAUACCUGCAAGUGCCGAAGGCGUUCAUUCUUCGGACUGUCAUCGACUGGCCUGGGUAAAGAGACACAAUGCCAUAAUGCCCGACAGGACUCCUGGUAAGGUUAUAAAUGAUGAUGGGACCUCUGGCCUUCAAGUUCCUGGUAUUUGCCUUCCGACUACACAAAAGCCGACAUUCACGUGCAUUUUGCUUACAAUCGCACAGCGUGAAUGAGGUUUGCUUACCGCUGACGUUGAUGGCUUUCCGCAGGUGCAGUCUGCUGGACAACUGGUUUCUCUGCAUCUGUCAGACGCCCAUGGUCGUUGAAGCAACAUACCGCGUCUCCGUUGGAAUCAUCCCAGGCGGCAAACACAGGAAAAUCGUUGCCUGGCAACCCUUGCCCCUCUUGAAGUUGGGCCUCUGAUUUCGCCGUAAUGGCUGACAGUGAAGUGAAGACCUGCAAUGCCAGAGGCACACCAGUGUCGAACAAAAGGGACCGUGCGGAAAAGAACGUGUCCUCUUUCUUGUGCUUCGUCUACCAGGUUAUGCUCUUGAUCCACAGCGGCACACUUCUCUGCAACAACAGGUCGUGCGUCUUGUCUUGCGGAAGGCCGCAGUGUUGUUCCUCUCAGCAAUUCCCCGUGCCACUUGACAGCGUUCCCCGCCGGGCACCCCCCUGCAGUGCUGGGCUGGUGUUCUCCGUCUCCUUCGCUGCCCUGCGACGACCUGCUCGAGAUAGACAGGUCGAGGGACCCUGGGGGCGAUGGACGAGGCGAAGGAGGCGGUCCACAUGACGGCGAAUCAUCAAGACGUAGCUCUUUGGGGUCCAGUUUGGGAUUGGAUGCCAUCUGUAUCCUUGUGACCUGAUGGCAGGCUCGACGUCUCUCUUCAAGCUCUGCCUGAGGCCUGUCCUCGUGAGCCGACGGUGCAGGCGGCAGGCUAGGCGGCAGGGGGUCAAUGCGUUGGGCGCCUCGACGGACGGCAGGGACGGACAUGCGAUGAAUGUGCCUAUGUAUUUAGAUGUGUACGGGAUCUCACUACUAUAUGGCCAUCUAUGAGUCGAGGUGACGCCGCCGCAGGGAUCCAAGAGAUCCAAGCGAUGGG